Molecule: messenger RNA, 789 nt
Organism: Salarias fasciatus (jewelled blenny)
Lineage: Eukaryota; Metazoa; Chordata; Actinopteri; Blenniiformes; Blenniidae
Gene: fabp2
Product: fatty acid binding protein 2, intestinal
Exons: 4
Coding region: 172-567 (131 amino acids)
Molecular function (GO): lipid binding
Source: RefSeq, a predicted model, not a curated record
UUGAAAAAGCACACACUAUGGAUCUUGCCCUGUGAAAAUGAGCUUUAAACUUCCACAUCAGCAAUCACAUUGAUGUGGAGAUAAGGGGACGUGCGGUUUUAAAAGGCGCAGCGGACCCUGAUUGAGACACUGCUCUCCGCAGAGUCGUCCAGCUCAGCUCGCACCGCCACCAUGACUUUCAACGGCACCUGGAAGGUUGAUCGCAGUGAGAACUAUGAGAAGUUCAUGGAACAAAUGGGCGUUAACAUGGUGAAGAGAAAGCUGGCCGCUCACGACAACCUCAAAAUCACCAUUGAACAGACCGGAGAAAAAUUUCACGUCAAGGAGAGCAGCAACUUCCGCACCAUCGAAAUAGAUUUCACCCUCGGAGUCACGUUUGACUACAGCCUGGCAGAUGGAACAGAACUCUCAGGCGCCUGGAACAUGGAGGGAGACACCCUGAAGGGGGUUUUCACCAGGAAGGACAACGGGAAAACAUUGACAACAACCAGAAUCAUCGAAGGAGGCGAACUCGUACAGAGCUACAGCUACGAAGGCGUGGACGCAAAGAGGAUUUUCAAGAAAUGAAGCCAACCGACGGAAGAGAGACGUGCUUGACAUCAGGAUUACUUAUAGUAUUGUGUUGAAUUCUCAACUACUCACAUGGGCUUAACUUGAAACAAGUGCAUUAGAUGGAAUGCAUCAGAUUUUGAUACUUGCAUUAAAAAAAAAAGUUACGAGUGCCGCUGUGACUUUCAUUUGUCAUUUUUUGCUGAAAAACAAAAAAACAAACAGUAUUUUGUGUGACAU